Molecule: messenger RNA, 7990 nt
Organism: Xyrichtys novacula (pearly razorfish)
Lineage: Eukaryota; Metazoa; Chordata; Actinopteri; Labriformes; Labridae
Source: the annotation of a GenBank genome assembly
AUGUUUUGCUCAACUCUCCUGAGAAGGCAAAGUAGAGGUAAAAUCUUUCGUCGCGUUGAUGAAACCACGUCUACUUCCGCUCGAGUCAGGCUGUUUGCGCUCGUGAACUGCACACAUCAACAAGGAGAUAAACCAUUUCUCUUCAUAGCAGUUGUUUCUAUAAAUACCUCCACUGCUCGUUUCUACCUGCGAGGUUUCAACGCUGGGUGUGUGAGUACCCCACCUUACAUUUUAUCCACUAAAAAUGACGACACGUUAACCUUGUGUGUAAUGACGCUGACUAACUUAUAGGUAGAAGAGUGUUGGUUCGGUCCGGUCUAUGUGCUGAAAACAAAAGCAUGUUCAGGAACGUCUCAUGUUUACACCUCUACUUUGCAAGAGGAGGCAGAAAUCUAAGAACAGAUAGCAUCGAAAUAAUGAUUCAGCUCGAUUUUUUGCGGUUUCGUGUCAUUGUACAAACGGCAUUUUAACAGCCAAGCAGUUUGCUGAAGCCUUAAUGCGAUCAGCAAGUAGACUGAGCCAGUGACAGCAGAAAGUACGUAUUGUUCCUUUAUUAUUUAGGUCAGAUCCAGUCAGAUGAUCUUCUCCUGUCGCUUUAGUCAUCCACGCAAAUGCUGUAAUUUCUCAUGCAGACUUUAUCUUUGACUUUGUGUAUUAACAGUCAGUUUAUUUAAGUGAACAUCAGCACCAGAGAUGUUGCAGAUAUUAAGAUUAAGAUAGUGUAUCUGUCUACAUAUAUAUGCCAAGAUUUAUGUUGGAUUAAGACUGAGGUUUGAUCAAAAGGAAAACACAAUUUGCGAGUUCUUUUAUUGGCAGUGGUGCAUUGAUUCAAUAUUUGUUCUCCUGUUGUUGUUGAAAUAGUGAAGUUGUAUUGUUAUGUGUGCACACCUGCAGAAAGUCAUCAUUGCCUUAAAUGGAUGCAACUUUUAGCCUAAUUCCUUCUCUUCAAUCCAGCUUGGCAGGUGAAUAUGUGCCAGAGGACAAAGUGCAAACAGAUUACACAAUUUGUUUUUCUGUUAUCACAUUCAGUGUUGCAGGGAGGACAAAGUACUGAAGUUGCUCUGAGAUAUGCAUCUUGGGAUAAUUGUGGCAAACUGUGUUAUACCACUCCAACAUCUCCAGAAUUCAGAGCUUGUGUAGCGGUUACAUUAUUGUGUUAUGUCAAGUUAAGUAAAUGAAUAGUUGUGCGAGCAUUAGUUGGCUCUAAAAGUGCUUACCGAAUGCAGCUGUGUUUCUGUCAAAGCAAUAAUGAAAAUGAAAGUAGUUGAAUUUAAUAAUGCAUUAAAGUGAAAGAUUUUUGGCCUUGACAUUGUUCUCCCCCCACACUUUGAAGGGAACAUUGCAGGGAAAGAGAACUCCUGCAUAUGUCAAAGUCCUAAAUAUUGUUGGCAUGAUAUCUGUAAUAGCAGAUAAAAAAAACUAUCAGUUAAAGUAGGGCAUAUAUACCAACAUUUCUGCUGACAUGUACAGCUGAUAAGGCAUGGCAUGGAUUAUUUAUAUGGGCAUGAUAACAGUUAACAUUUAUCAAGGAUAAACUUCAACUAGGGCCCAACCGAUAGGGUUUUUUUGGGGGCCGAUGCCGAUACCGAUUCGGGGGAUCCGAUUACCGAUCAAUCGGCCGAUUUUUAUUUUUUUAUAAGUUACCGCCGCCGAUCGGUGCCUCCGCGUCUUAACUCACAUUACUCAUUUCCGAUCCGGUCUCAUCUGGAAACAUGCAGCUGCCUCAGUGAGAGAAGUAGCUAGAUAACGUUAUGUGUACUGUUGUUUAUUCUACCGUUACUGGCACGGCUAACAGUGUAGCAAGGCUAAUAGCAGAUGGCUAACUCUAACUUUAGCUUGCAUAUUACAUGGUGCUUCACUGUUAAUUUGGUGUGACUGAGACCAGCACAGCGGGGAACAUGGUGAAGUGGGUUGAACUGAAACUUGUUGACUUAUUGUGUAUUUCACAAACUGGUUUAUUUACCGUUGAGGCGGACCACUCUCCUCCGUGCGUCCCUGAGCUGCCUGCUUCAGAUCCGUCACUCUGCUGUGCUGUGAGGUAGUUAGUGGAUGAAGAUUGUCAUGAGGUCACUGCGCCAUCUACAGGAUAAGUCAGGGAACUUUUCAAAUGGCGGAACAUUUUCGAAGUGAAACCGAAUCUUAUUCCCCGCAUUUAUUUCUGAAGAUAUUGGCGAAAAUCGGCGAGUUUUGGUGGAUUACCGAUUAGUCUCAAAUGGGCUAAAAUUGGCCGAUUUAAUCGGCUCACCGAUAAAUCAGUCGGGCCCUAAUAUUUAGACAAUUACAGGAGUGCAUAUUACCAAUAACUAUUUUCUAUUAUCAUCUGUUUAUAACACGUUGUUCCUGAAUCAAAAUUACUUCCAAAAACACUUUUCCACCCCUCAUUUGGCAACAGUAAAGUUGAGGAUGGAUGAUAUUAAGCUGGUCUUCAUCUGACAGCACCAAAACAGUGUGAAAGUGUUGCAAUCAUGCCCAGGCUGCAUUCCAGCAAUGAACAAGGCAGCAGUCUGAGUGAGGAAGCAUUAUUGUUUAUUCAGAUUUUCUUAUUUAUUGCCGUUUAGACUUUUGCAAUACAUUAUUGGAAACGCUUACUUUGCAAUAACAUUAAAACUGAACUUUUAAGUAUGAAUGAAAGACCCGUCAGUUGCCUCUACCUCUACUAAGACUCAAAGCAACAAUCAUAUUUUUGCAUGUCUGUUUUAAAGGGAAUACAAAAAUAAUUUAUGCUACAAUCAGAUGUUGAUUAUCUUUUUACAGCUGGAGGACAGGUUGAAUGCCAGGACUGGAGAGACUUGAUCUUAUUUGCAAUGAAAAGAAAGUUUAUUUAUUAAAAUAUGUGUCAACCAAAAUGAGUUAAAAUAUCAGUAUAUUGUAUACCAGCAAAGAUCCACUGUUGUGCAUCCUGAUAUGCUGUCCUCACCUGAUUAUCUGAAUGUUUUUGUUUUUUUUCAGACCAGAAUGAAUGUGGGUGUGGCACACAGCGAGGUGAACCCAAACACUCGGGUCAUGAACAGUCGGGGGAUCUGGUUGACCUAUGCACUCGGUGUUGGCAUACUUCACAUCGUCCUCUUGAGCAUUCCCUUCUUCAGCGUGCCGGUGGUGUGGACUCUCACCAACGUUAUACACAACUUUGUAAGUUUCAGUGUCACAGUCUCUCUGCUGCUCACCGGGCUGAACAAACAAACUGGGCCAAUCACGUAACUGCCAAGUAACUCCAAGAGUAUGAAAACAAAUAAAACAUUCAUCUUGAAGAGGUUAACUUGAUAGUUAGUUGUGGCUGAGAAGGCCAAAUGAAUCUUGCAUGUGUUUGCAGCGGAACAGCCUGGUGUCUGUUACUCUCUUUUCUGCGCGCUUAUCAAGAUAUCCUCUAUUUUUGGAGCGGCUUUGGUUUGGCAGCCUAAAGCGUGACCUAUUACGAUCAUUUCCUUACUGCCCAUCGGGUCUGUUGCAAAUCUGACCUUUCAUUGUUCCCAGGCUGGACUGGCUGAAGAAACAAAGUCGAUGUGUGUGACAUCAUGAAGUUGUGCAAGCUCGAAGCAGUUAACAAGGAUUUUGUAUCACGGCCAAUACGGAAGGCUAUUAACAGUAACCAGCGAGGUCAACUAUGGCCUUUUGUUUUCACACAAUGCUGCAGCAGUGUGCUGAUUAUGACAUGGCUGGAUGCCAGCGCUUUAGUUUGAUUACUUUUACCUCUGUAAAGCAGGUUUUUCCACUUAAAGCUGCAUUCUUGUAUUUUGACGUAGUGGCUCGUAACUGAAAAAAAGUGUCGAUCCCAAGAUUGAAAACUUCGCCACUGUCUGCGUCAACAGUCUGCUCUGUUUUCUGUCGGUAGCUCCACCACCCGAACUCAGUUACCAAAAAUAGGCUGUGACUUUAUCAUUGCAAGUUUGAACUAUAAUUUUUUUUUACCACAAGUAGAAUUAACAUGCUGUCUUUUCAGGAGGAAAAAAACCUGAACUGUUUUAACAAAGCUGCAGUAGUCGAGGAUAAAACUAAGUCCAUAUGACCCCCUAAUGACUUAUGGUGCAGUGAAUGAUUAAAACAAACCAGCCAGUCGUUUUAAUCAGUUAGCUUUGGUCUUGUUCUCCACAGACUACUUCAGCACUACCACACUACAGCCUAUGUUUUUGUCUCCACAGGGAAUGUAUGUGUUCAUGCAUGCAGUAAAAGGCACACCCUUUGAGACCCCUGACCAAGGAAAAGCCAGACUUCUCACACACUGGGAACAGCUGGACUACGGCGUGCAGUUCACUUCAUCUCGAAAGUUUUUCACCAUCUCUCCGAUCAUCCUGUACGUAUUACAUAUCCCACAAUUUGGUUUCUAAUUUGGAAUUAAGUGCAUUUUACAGUUAGUCUGACAUCCACACUUGAAAUAGGUGUUUCUUUAUCACUUAAUAUACCUUUUAAAUGACAAAUAGACCUUUCUCAGUGAUUGUGGACUUAUCCAACAAAUAUAGACACAACCUUAGUAUUUACAUAAGACUCUUUAACAUGUAAGCCAACAGGAUAGAAAAAUAAACAGCAGUGUUUCAUCACGCAGGCCAAGUGCUUAAAGCUGGGGUAAGCAACUUUGAAAACACUUAAAAACAAAAAGAAUUUAAAAGAAUCAGUGAAAAAAUGCAGAAAUACUGAAACCACUCACUUUGACACAUGAAAAUUUACCCCCUGCUCACUACAGCAGAGGUGCAUGUUUGCAAGAGAGUAUUUUGAAGAGGAGAGCAGCACCAAGUUCUGACCCGUGACAGUAUAAAACUUCAAUUUCUGCUACUUUUGCAUAGUGAACUAUUUUCAAACUGUAUUUAUUGAACCUUUAUUAACCAGGAGAAAAGUAACACACAAAGAGCAGCAAAACAUAACAUACACUCACCAAGUAAAUUUAUAUGAAACAAAAAACAAAAUCAAAUACUCUUUAUAAUAAUAUCCGCAGCAUGCGAGUGCUGAGAAGAGGCCUGCAUGUACAGUACAACACUAUAAUCCAGCACGGUCUUAACAGUGGGAGGGAUUAAUCUCUUUUUGGACUCCAAAGGAAGGAGGUAUUUGAUUCUAAAAUAAAAGUCAUGUUCCAAGUUUAAUCGUCUCAUUAGCUGCUGAAUCGAAGGUGUAAACAAAAGAGAGUCUCUGAUUAAAACAGUGAAAGAAACUGCCAUCGUGCAAAAAAGGAAUAGGCAGAGUUUGGGAGUUGAUUCGUCUCAUAAAGGCUGAAUAAAGUGACUGAACAGAUUAAUAUCAGGUACCUUAAAGUGAUACUGUCCUUUUUUGAUGUUGGAGGAUUUACCACAAAAUUCAGUGGAUACAUAACAAGGCAGACUUGACUGCUUGCAUAACCUUUUAACGGCUUUUCUCCCUCAUUAAGUCAUAAUUAUGCAUUCAAAGAACAAGGCGGCUCGCUGUUGAGUAAAUGAACUGGUGGAGUUGAAGACAAGUAGAGGUGGUGGCAUUGGUUUCAGCUAAUUAGUCGUGGGCAGUGCACUCAUCCUUUCUCCACAAAAAAUCAAUGCUUCUGUCAGCUGCUGUACCGCUGCAGGGUGGCUAAAAUAGAUGGUUCUAGAAAGAGAUGUGUAUCUGCAUAACACAAUUUGCAAGUCCCCAAACAGACUGUUUUAUUCACCGCCAUAUCUGUCUGACCUCCUCCACAUCGCCACACCCGCCUGCUCACUCAGGUCAUCUUCCUCCACCCACCUCUCCGUCCCUCCUGCUUGUCUGGCAACCAUGGGGAGCAGAGCUUUCAGUCGCUCUGAAACACUACAUCUCUCUGUUUGUUCAAAUCCCAACUCAAAACAUACCUGAUUAGACCCGCAUACUCCACCUGACCUAUAGCACUGUAUCCCCUCCUUUAUUUUAAUGUAUAUGUGUAUUUAUAUGAUGUUUUAAUGUAUUCUAUUGUAUUUGGUUUUAAUCUCAUUUCACUUUAAAUCUUUUAUUAUUGUUCUAUAAUCUAUUUAUAUUAAAAGGCGACCUUGAGUGCCUUAAAGGGCGCCUUAAAAAAUAAAAUGUAUUAUUGUUAUUAUUAAUAUUAUUACCUUGGAGACUUACAUUAUGGGUUUUAUGGUAACUUGUUCAUCGCUCUCAGGAUGUAAAGAUAAAUAAACAACUAUAGAACAUGUGCAUUUAAACAAAGUUGCUUACCCCAGCUUUAAGUUUUUCUUUAAUCCACGCCUGCUGCAUGUGUGAGAACUUCACCAUGUGUCAGGGCUUAUCCAGCUGCUCAAACACUUCUCCAGGUAUGGUGAAGAUGACGUUUUCCAGGAGCUCAAAGGUUACGCAAUUUCAGCCAGAAAGUUCAGGAGAUAGUCAGGCUCUGGGUGUGUGUUAUGACUGAACCUGAUUGAGUAAUAUAUACUUGCUAGUUAAUCUCUCAUAGUGAUCAUUUUCAGGCUGAUAUGAAACUUUUGGGUUUAUUUGUUGUAUUAAUCGAUCUGUUUUUGCCCCGCAGCUACUUCCUGGCAAGUUUCUACACAAAGUACGAUACAACACACUUCAUCAUAAACACAGCUUCACUUUUGAGCGUCCUGAUCCCAAAGCUGCCGCAGCUACACGGAGUGAGACUGUUCGGUAUUAACAAGUAUUAAGUUAUUGUGAAGCUGCGCCUCCCAGCAGCAGCAGCAGAAGUGAAGUAAUGUGUAGCGUGUUACCCUGGAGUUGUACAGUUUGUGUAAAUGUCACUGUUGUCGUUUAGAUAUAUCAGGUUUAAGAUGAAAUGUUAAAAAACAGGAGUAGGUGUGUAGGUGACAGGUUGCCAUAUGCAUUACUAACUUAUGUGAAUAUUUAAUGAGGUAUUUUUGGCCUGCAUAGACCCGGGCUGGCCCAGGUGACAGUGAGGCUUUUGGUUGUUUUUCUCUUCUCUCCCGUCUUUGCCCUCCAAUUCACACGGUAACACAAAUUGUGAGUCUGUUUCUAGCCACAAAAAUGUCCCAAAUGUAUUUUUCAAAGAUGUUUACUUUCUAAGGGUGGCUCAGUAUUAAUUGGCACACUCUCAUUUUGUAAUGGGUGUCAAAGGUCUUCAUGCUGAGUGGAAAAUGGAAUCGUUUCUUUACCUGCAUGAUCUCCACGGUGUGUGAAUCAUUUCUCAUUUGUAUCUCAAUCAGAAAAGGGCAGGCUUUUUUCAUUGUACAGAUUUUUUGUGAAUGUUAUGUCCUGUAUGUAGAAAUGAGAUAAAUAAUUGUUGUCAGGUUAUGUGUUUACUAAGAGAGGUCUGCAGUGUCUGUGACGAACUUACAUUCAUGUAGCUGCUCUCUUUAGAUUACAACCUUUUUGCUAUUAUCAAGGCAGCUAGUCCUGCUUUGUUUGGCCAUAGCUCAUAGUACUCUUGAUAUUUCUUGUUCUUAAUCUUAUUAAAAUGUUGGUGCCCUCCAAGUGUGUCACUGUGGUGCUUUGCAUUUAUCCUAAUUAAAGACCGUAAUGAGACUUUGAGCUCCUUUUCAAAAAGCUUCAAAGUGCAGAAUAAGGUACUUACCCGCAUUUAGCAGCUUUAGUUGAAAUUAUAGUACAGAUGACUUAAUGCAGAUCAUUUUUUUUGUUUACCAGAGUGAGCCUUUAAGGUAGGUCAUUACAGAUUGGUUGUUUCUUAAUUUCUGGCAGCAGAAAUACAAAUAACUGCAUAAAAUAUCAAACCGGACUAAACUGGACGGCAUGCAGGAGAUAGAGCUCAAGCAUCUUUACUUGCAGCAAUAAAUCUGCUGAUGAUAUAUCAAUGCUUCUUCUGCUAGUGACCAAAGUUUUCAUGUGUAGAGGUGAAUGUUCACAGUGACCGGAUUCAAAAUUUCAUUAAAAAUCUGAAAAAUAAGUUUAAAACACUUUAGUUUGUGUAGUUAAUGACAAAUCAAAUCAAAUGUUGCCUCUGUUGCCCGUCCUUGACCCUAUCCACAGCCUUUCAGUACAACCAAAACAUGUUCAAAACUUUAUUAAAAAUAUAAUUAUGAAAUAAAAAAUUAUUCCUGUGGUUACUUCUGAGAGAACAAAGUUACAUUUUCUAAUAAAAGUAAAGCAGCUCUCA